AUGUCCGAUAGCACUAAAGCCGUCCCCGGUCUACUCUUCGUCUAUGGGGAAUGCGGAGAACACGUAACGGAGAAGGAUUUCAACGAUUGGUACGACGGGGAGCAUGUCCCAGCCCGCGCCGUUGUUCCCGGCUUCCAGACAUUGAUACGAUACAAACAAGUGGAUGGAAGAAAGCCAUCUUGGCUCGCGAUGUACGACCUAUCCUCGCCUGAUGUCCUUCAGACACCAGCGUAUACCGGGCUCUUCGCUGCUGCUUCCGACAACGAACGCACGAUCAUUGCUAAUCUCGCUAUGCUGAAUCGUCGAGUCUACUCACACAUUUCAUCGUAUCCCGCCGACGAUGCCGACGUCCGGCCCGGCAAAUAUCUAUUUAUCGUCAUGAUCCAACCAGCGCCAGAGUCGGAGGAAGAAUUCAACAACUGGUACGAGGAGGAACACGUACCCCUCCUAUCUAAGUCUCCAGGGUGGGUUAGGAGCAGGAGGUACAAGUUGAUAGAUGCAGUGGAAGUGGCGGGAAGGGCCGACGCCGAGGAGGCUCUGGCGCCUCUGACAUACCUUGCCCUCCACGAAAUCGAGAGCGAAGAGACGAGGGAGACGCCUGAAUGGAAACAUGCAACGAGUACACCAUGGAGGAACAAAGUCGUGAAUGAGCUUGUCGUUGGAAGGGAUGCGAGAUUGUUCGAGUUGUACAAAGUGUUCGAAAGGCUCAAUUAG
This is a messenger RNA of Pleurotus ostreatus (oyster mushroom), 714 nucleotides long. RefSeq lists its product as uncharacterized. The transcript has 2 exons. Lineage: Eukaryota; Fungi; Basidiomycota; Agaricomycetes; Agaricales; Pleurotaceae. The record is from RefSeq and is a predicted model, not a curated record. Bases 1 to 714 code for a protein of 237 amino acids.